Aspergillus wentii DTO 134E9 is the source of this 423-nucleotide messenger RNA. RefSeq lists its product as uncharacterized. The coding region runs from base 1 to 423 and encodes 140 amino acids. The transcript has a single exon. Lineage: Eukaryota; Fungi; Ascomycota; Eurotiomycetes; Eurotiales; Aspergillaceae. The record is from RefSeq and is a predicted model, not a curated record.
AUGAGCCACGCAGUGGCAAAACGAUGUACGCAAAUAUUUUUCCCCUUAGAAGGCGUUAACCACAAGCCCAGAACCAAUGGGCGUGGCGGUCAGGUCGGGGCCAGAAGAAACCCAAAUGAUUGGUCGCGGCGGAGACCCGGUUCAUCGAGCGGGAAAUCCAGCGGGAAAGGCUCUACACGCGUUGGGGAGAGGAGGAAAUGGUCGGAAGAAUCGGACCAGGAGGCAAAAGUCGAAAGAUUGGCUUUGGCGGAUAGAAAAAAGAUGGCGAAGUUGGGGAUUGGUGGAAGCACCCAUGGAUCGAGGGGAUGGCGCCGAUUCGUGCUACCAACGCCUCUUAAGACGAGUAUUGUUGAAGUGAUGGAUCCGAAUUGCCACUGUGCGGAUAUACGGGGAAGGGAGUGGUUCCUGAGUCCAGAAAAGUGA